GGUGGUGCGGCGGCGGCGGAUCCAGCCUCGCUCCGGGGUCCCUCUCGGGGCUGACGCCCGCAAAUAUGCAGAAUUACCGGCCGGGUCGCUCCUAAAGCCAGCGCCGGGGAGCGAGCGCGGCAGCGGCCAGCAUCGGGAACGCACCAAGGAAGAGGCCCAGCCCCCGCCCUCCGCCCCUUCCGUCCCCACCCCCUACCCGGCGGCCCAGGAGGCUCCCGGCGCGGCGGGCGCGGCGAGCGCGCACUGCCUGCUCCUCCUCCUCGCUGGCGCUGCCUGCCUCUCCGCGCUCGCUGCUCGCGCCGGGCGCGCUCCGCCGGCUCCCCGCUCUCCGCGCCACCCUCCUCCGGGCCGCGCUCCCUGAGGGAUGGUACUGAAUUUCGCCGCCACAGGAGCCCGGCUGGAGCGCCCGCCCCGCGGCCUCGCCUCCCCGCCGAGCCGCCAGCGCCUCGGGACGCGAUGAGGACCUGGGCUUGCCUGCUACUCCUCGGCUGCGGAUACCUCGCCCAUGCCCUGGCCGAGGAAGCCGAGAUCCCCCGCGAGGUGAUUGAGAGGCUGGCGCGCAGUCAGAUCUACAGCAUCCGGGACCUCCAGCGACUCCUGGAGAUAGACUCCGUAGGGGCCGAGGAUGCUUUGGAAGCGAGUCUGAGAGCCCACGGGGGCCAUGCCAGCAAGCAUGCACCCGAGAAGAGGCCCAUGCCCAUCCGGAGGAAAAGAAGCAUCGAGGAAGCCAUCCCCGCGGUCUGCAAGACCAGGACGGUCAUUUAUGAGAUACCUCGGAGCCAGGUCGACCCCACAUCUGCCAACUUCCUGAUCUGGCCCCCGUGCGUGGAGGUGAAGCGCUGUGCCGGGUGCUGUAACACCAGCAGCGUCAAGUGUCAGCCUUCCCGCGUCCACCACCGCAGCGUCAAGGUGGCCAAGGUGGAGUACGUCAGGAAGAAGCCAAAGUUGAAAGAAGUGCAGGUGCGCCUGGAGGAGCAUCUGGAAUGCACGUGCACGGCCAGCGGGCUGAACCCGGACCACCGGGAGGAGGAGACGGGAAGGCGUAGGGAGUCAGGUAAAAAACGGAAAAGAAAAAGGUUAAAGCCCACCUAACGCAGCGGACCAGGUAGGAGCUGUCCGCGGACGUGCCGCGGUCCUGCGGGUGGGAGGCGCCCCCGCUGAUCACACGGCGAAUCCCUCCGGCGGCGGCCAGCUGGCGGCUCUGAUUGAUCGGCCCUGAUCGGCCUGCAAGCUUCCGGUGUCUGCUGGGCUGUGGGUCUGCUCGCUCGCGUCCCGGCUUCCGCUCCUGCCGCACACACAGCCUGAUGGGCAGCUCCCUGCUGCCCCGGAGUGCCCGCUCUGGCUUGGGUCUCUUGCGUUGAUGGGGGAGGCCCUGGCGUCACGAUUCUGCAGUGAUCUGGGUUCCUGAACAGCAGUGGGGUAGCUCUGAUGUUUGUUGGCUGGGAUCACCUUGGGCAGGUUACCCGUUCCAUUGACAGAUGAAAGACUGAGGCUUGCAGGGACGAUAGGUGAGGGAACUGAAGACCGUGUGGGUCCUGCCUGAAAAUGUUUUAUAAAUGUGUAGGGCUGUUAGCUACUGUGUUGGAAACUGGCUGCUGGUAACACACGAAAAUCGACAAGGGCUGAGAUGAGGUAGACGUCCAGAAACAGGUGUAGCACCGUCCAGGUAUCCUGAGGGCCCCUCUCCCAUGCGGGACUGCGCUGUCUAUCCUAGGGUGGCUUCACGGCUCAGUAUGGCUGCUGAAGCUCCAGAAGUCACACCUACACUCCAGGCUGGAAGAGUAAGGUUGGGAGGGGGGCAAAAGAACCCUGUUAGAGAAGUCCCACCCAGUGACUUCUGCUCUGAUACCCUGGGCAUCCUUCCGCUGCAUGAGGACCUGGGCAGCGUAGUCUCGUAGAGAGACAUACUGCUUCCCGGAGGAAAACAGAAAACGGGAUUUGGGCAGCCACAGUCAUCACGGACGCAGUUUCCAGCCUUCCUGCUCCUUGUCGACCUGUCUGCUCUGGAGAGCCUGGUCCCUGUCUCUGGCCAUGUGGGCGUCCAUGGCAUCCCGAACAGAUGGUUUGGGAGAAGUUCUUAGAGGUGGUGUCUCAGAGCCCAGGUGCCAGUUGAGUGACUGCAGAAAGCUGCCGGGUCAGCAGCGUUGAGGCCAGUGGGUCUGGUCCAUUUGUAAGAAUCCUCUGGGGAGGAAAGGAUCCACUAGGGUGGGUUCCUGAAGCAGCCUCAAAACAAUUUCUUGCCUGUGAUUUUUGCUUUCCCCAAGGGUGUGGCUCUGGCGGGGGGGGGGCUUGUGCGUCCAGUCUGCACAUCAUUGGUUGAGCUCUGGCCUCCAUGGGCCAGCCGAUGACAGAGAGGCCAAGUGAGAGGCAAGUAGCGUCCCUGCUAGUUUGUGGGUGGUACAGGUGUUGGGGACAGGCAGGGAACAGGUAAUGUGGACGGGGAAGAGCUGCUCUUGGCUCAGAGCUCAGUGUAGGACUGCCUGGUUACCGAGACUCUGCCUGUCUGCGUGGCGGUGUCCAUCCUCAGGGUGGUCUCAUGGCCCAGGAUGGCUGCCAGAGCUCCAAAAAUCACAUCAAGCCCUCUGCUGGGAGGAAGAAAAAAGGAACAUGAGGAAAAACGCAAAAAAAGAAGAACUGUUCUGGGCCUCAGUUUCCCUCAUCUGUACAAUCGGAGAAUGGGGCUUGCUCUAAGGAAUUCUCUGUGAGAUCCCAAGAGCCUAGUCCCAGUUCUGGUCAGGAGGUUACAGAAAGGGUACUGAGGCAUAUUUGAUUGGAAAAAUGCCACAAAGCCCUCCAGUCCUGAGACCGGACCCGGUGGGUGUGAGUGUGCACCCUGACCGGCCAACGUGCUUCCCUGCGGUCACCGUCCACGCGGCGGGGCGCAUGCUCGGUCCUGCGUCAGUGUGCGUCUCUCUCCCCUCUCCCUGCAGAUGUGAGGUGAGGAUAAGCCAGCAGCCUGUUCCGGGACACGGAUGUACAUGGCGUGUUACAUUCCUGAACCUACUAUGUUCGGUGCUCAUUGCCGGCGUGCGGUCUUUGUUCUCCUCCGUGAAAACUGUCUCCAUGCGCACUCUGGAGAACAAAGAGACAGUAUGCAUUUGUUUAAUGUGACAUCAAAGCGAGUAUUGUAGCACUCGGUGAGACAAUAAGAAGCUUCCUUGUCAAAAAAAAAAGAGGGCGAGAGAGAGAGAGAGAGAGAGAGAAAGAGCAAACAGAACCACAAAACAUGACAAACAAAACGGACUCACAAAAAUAUCUACACAGUUGUCGGAGUGGAGGGACCCCCGCGUGGGAUGAAGCCACGUACCUCGGCGGACCGGAUUUCUGUCCAGGGUCACAGGUGCUUCUGCCAGGGGCGUAGAGCUGGCUUUCCGGAGGACUCCGGGCGGGGGCCGAGGGCCCUGCGGGGCACGCGGGAGCCAGGGGUGUCUCAGAACCGCCACGGGACUUAGAAACACAUCUCCUUGCCGUAGUGUUUAAGUCUAUACGGAAACCUUCCCGAGAGCCUUAAGCGGAUUUUUUUUUUUUUACACCAUAAAGUGAUUAUUAAGCUUUCCUUUUUACUCUUUGGCUAGCUUUUUUUUUUUUUUAAUUGUCUCUUGGAUGACAUUUACACCGAUAACACCAGGCUGCUGUUAAGUCAGGACAGUGGGACCGUAAUUCCCCUCGCAGGAUGCGAACGAAUGAGAUGUAUUAAAAUAAACAUGGUAUAUCCACUAUGCAUCACUUCCUAAAUGUUUCUGGCUUUACGUGUUUCUCCCCUGCCCCGUUUUAUCUCGCUUUUUAAUUUAAGCCAUUUCGAGAGAACUAUGCGUGAACCAAUCGAGUCCGUCCCGGGCCUGCCGCUCCCCGUCCUCGCCGCAGCGAGGUGGCCCUGUGCCAGUAUUUGGACAGAAUCUAAAUUCUUUAUUUUUGG
Messenger RNA from Ailuropoda melanoleuca (giant panda), 3916 nucleotides. It is a transcript of the gene PDGFA, whose product is annotated as platelet derived growth factor subunit A. Lineage: Eukaryota; Metazoa; Chordata; Mammalia; Carnivora; Ursidae. Gene Ontology annotation, biological process: positive regulation of protein autophosphorylation; positive regulation of phosphatidylinositol 3-kinase/protein kinase B signal transduction; positive regulation of ERK1 and ERK2 cascade. The transcript is spliced from 6 exons. The record is from RefSeq and is a predicted model, not a curated record. The coding region runs from base 457 to 1092 and encodes 211 amino acids. Gene Ontology annotation, cellular component: membrane. Gene Ontology annotation, molecular function: platelet-derived growth factor receptor binding; growth factor activity.